CGCGCUUUCACGGCUACAAUAGGUACACGCUCAUUUCCGCGUUUUGCAGCUAUAAAUUGUGGUUGUGUUUGUUGCUGUUGCCGCCGUUUCUUUCAUUUUCGGUGGAAGCCUUCAAGAUGUCUCAAGUGGACGUGCUCUACGAGCACAUGAAGGAUGACCUUGAAUUGGUACAGCCGCCGCGCGAGGAAAGCCAAGUUGCCAAGUACUUCGCGGGCAAGACGAUCUUUAUCACUGGUGUCACGGGUUUCAUGGGAAAAUGCCUGAUCGAAAAGCUGCUUAGAGACUGUCCCGGAGUUAAGCACAUUUUCGUGCUCAUGAGGGAGAAGAAGAAUACUCCAGUCGACGAGUUGUUAAAGAAGUACUUCCAAAAUAUAAUAUUUGACCGAUUGAGAAAGGUAUGUCCAACUUUCGAAAGCAAAGUGACGGCUCUAAAAGGCGAUCUGGCUGAAGAGAAGCUCGGCUUGUCGGAGGCGGAUCGGGAUCUCAUUAAGAACGAGACCAACAUAAUGUUCCACAACGCUGCCAACGUCAAGUUCGACAUUCGCGUGUACUUGGCGCUGCAAGUUAACGUCCUCGGCACCAAUAGUAUGCUCGAGUUGGCCCACGAAUGCAAAAAGCUCGAGAUGUUCAUGUACGUGUCCACCGCGUACUCGCAUCCUUACAUCCAGGACGUCGAAGAGACCUUUUACAAACCACCUGCCGACCUUAAUGAGGUUUACGUGAUGAUGAAAAAGGACCUUGAAAUGAAGGAUGGCAUGCCGGAACAGUUCAUGCAGACUUGGUUGGGGAAGUUUCCCAACAUCUACACCUACACCAAAGCUAUUGCCGAAAAUUUGGUCAAGCAGCACGGCCAGAGGGCCAAAUUCAUCUGCGGAGUUUACAGGCCGAGUGUCGUUAUAAAUGCAUACAAUGAACCACUUGCCGGAUGGUGUGGAAAUAAAAAUGGACCAGUCCUAGUAUUCAUCGCAGCUGGCCUAGGAGUCCUUCACACGGCUUAUCAUGUAUGUUACCCCAUAGACUUGGUUCCUUCUGAUUACACCACUAAUGCACUGCUGGCAGUGACGUGGGAUAAUUACAGUAAAGGAAAAACCCAAUGUGAACCAGCUGUUUACAACUAUGGCAGUACUACCGUCAACCCCAUAACCUUAAAUGGCGUUCACGAAUUCUUGACUUCAAAUUUCAGUUACACAGAAACACCUUUCAGUUCUGUGUGGAAGCCUUUUAUAAUAUUCUCCAAGAACAUUUACGUAUUUUGGAUAUUUCACAUAUUGUUUCAUUUUAUACCUGCCUGUAUAGUGGAUUUACUUCUCAUAGUUACGGGGAAAAAACCAAAAGCUGUCUCUUUAUUCCUGUAUGCAACGAAACAUCUGGACAAAAUAAACUACUUCGGAAACGGUAACUGGCGGAUUCACAUAAAAGAAACUGUGAAAGUCAUUGAUCGACUCAAUGCCAAAGAUAAGGAAAUUUUUUAUUGUGACAUGCGUAAGGAAUCGUUCAUCUGGGAAUCGUACCUCGGUAUUUUGUGGCGUGGAAUCAGGAUGUACAUAAUGAAAGAGAAGUUGGAUUCAGCAAAGAGUUAUCGUAAAUAUAUACAGAUAUGUAUCGUGCACUACGGAGCGAUUACAGUGUUAGUGCUAUUAUUAUUAAACUGGCUGAUGAAAUUCAUGAGCUAAGUUUAUCAAAAUUAUAAAUCCUUUAGGAUGUGAUUCAAUUAAUUAAUAUAGAGACUGAAAAUCAAAACAUCAAUGACUCUCAAGUUGUGUUGAGGUAGAAUUUCAGUGAUUUUUCGAAAAGAAGUAAUAUUUUUAAAGAUAUUUGAUAACAAUAUUGUUUACCAUUGCUUUUUAGAGUUUUCCAAGUGUUGAAACUAUAUUUUUUAAAUUGAAAUUUUUAUUUGGAAAAUACUUUCAAAAUGUAUUACAUGAUCUGAUAUAAAUCAUUAUUUCUUAAACAGUGUAAAACACUAGUUUUUUUUUUUAUUAUAAAAAAAAUAUACUGAGUUGUAGCUAUCAAUGUUAUACAUUAAAUAUACAGUAUGGUAGCUGAUACCAACGCAUA
Molecule: messenger RNA, 2058 nt
Organism: Copidosoma floridanum
Lineage: Eukaryota; Metazoa; Arthropoda; Insecta; Hymenoptera; Encyrtidae
Product: fatty acyl-CoA reductase 1-like
Biological process (GO): long-chain fatty-acyl-CoA metabolic process
Cellular component (GO): peroxisome
Molecular function (GO): alcohol-forming very long-chain fatty acyl-CoA reductase (NADP+) activity
Source: RefSeq, a predicted model, not a curated record